Molecule: messenger RNA, 1567 nt
Organism: Dermochelys coriacea (leatherback sea turtle)
Lineage: Eukaryota; Metazoa; Chordata; Testudines; Dermochelyidae
Product: CCN family member 1-like
Exons: 5
Coding region: 216-1307 (363 amino acids)
Biological process (GO): signal transduction
Cellular component (GO): extracellular region
Molecular function (GO): protein binding
Source: RefSeq, a predicted model, not a curated record
CUGGUGGCGGCCGUAGAAAUGGGGAGCUGAGAGGGGCUGGCGCAGAUGCGGCGCUGGGUGGCGGGGCGAUGCGAUGCGAUGCGCGCCUUGAUCGCUGCGGCGGGCUUUGCUGAGAGGCGCUGGAGGUCAGGCUGCCCGGCGGCCCGGGUCAGCUGAGACUCAGGUCCCCCGAGCCCCUCCAGGCGGUUCUUUCCUCCGGCCCGUUUAAGUCCGCGAUGGAACAAGCGUCUCUGCUCAGCUUUGUUUUCCUGCUGUGCCUUGCUCUGGUGACGUGUCGUUGCCCUCUGCAGUGUCUUUGCCCCCCCAGCCCACCCCAUUGUGCUCCCGGGGUCAGCAUGGUGCUCGAUGGCUGCGGGUGCUGCAAAGUCUGUGCCAGGCAGCUGAACGAGGACUGCAGCAAGCACUGGCUGUGUGACCCCCACAGGGGGCUGGAAUGCAACUUUGGAGCGGACCCAUUGGCCAGCAAGGGCAUCUGUCGGGCCAAACAGGAAGGCCGGACGUGCCAAUACAACGGUCGGAUCUACCAGAACGGUGAGAACUUCCAGCCCAGCUGCAAGCACCAGUGUAGCUGCAUUGAUGGUGCCAUCGGCUGCCUGCCCCUCUGCUCCCUGAAGAUGCCCCUGGCCUCCCUCAGCUGCCCUGACCCACAGCUGCUCAAGGUGCCUGGCCAGUGCUGCAAGAAGUUUGUGUGCGGCAAGGGGGCCAAGAGGUUUGGGGAGGUCUCCUUUGAGGGCAGGGAGACCAACAGCAACGAGUUCAUCUAUGUGGGCAAGGAUGGGCACUGGAAGAACCUGCCAGCCUGGACACCUCUGUUCAAGGCCCAUUCAGUGCUGAGGAAAUGCCUAACCCAGACUACGGACUGGUCUCCCUGCUCCAAGACCUGUGGCCUGGGUGCCUCCACCCGGGUCACCAACAACAACCCCCAGUGCAAACCGGCCAAGGAGACGCAACUGUGUCAGAUCCGACCCUGCGGCCAGCCUGACUUCACCAAGCUGAAGAAGGGCAGGAAGUGUCUCCGGACCUGGAAGGCGCAGGAAUCAGUGCAUUAUACCUACGCCGGCUGCAAGAGCCUCCGCAAGUACCAGCCCAGCUACUGCGGCUCAUGCCUGGAUGGGCGCUGCUGCGUGCCCCUGCGCACCCGCACCCUGGCCAUGCCCUUCCACUGCCCCGAUGGGGACUCCUUCACGCGCAGCAUCAUGGUGAUCCACUCGUGCCAGUGUGGGCCGGCUCACUGCCAGCCCCUCAACGAGGCUGCCAUUCAUCCCCAGCAUCGGCUAGAUGGAGACACACACAAGUUCCUGGAGUGAGCAGUGCUGGCAGCCCAGAGUGGGCAAGGUCCUGGUGAUGGUGUGGCAGAAGGGAUGCCCCCCUGCUCAAAGGACACUUUAAGGACUUGGAUCUCAGCCCUAGAUUGGGGGUCUCUAAGCUGAUGGGUGGAGGGCAGGCCUAGGGAGCUAUUGACCCACAUGGUAGCCCCUUUCUAGCCUGUAUUUCCACUCCUGUCCCCUCCACUUCCUAUCCCAUGGUUCCUCUUUCCACCUGUGCCCCUUCCUGUGUCCCACUUCCA